CCAAGAUUUCUCUCUCAGCUUCACGUCAGAUGUAACUUCCUUCUUGUUGUGUGGGUGAUGCACGCAGUGCGGCUCACUAGUCAUCACAAGGACCCACAGUAUGUUGCAUUCACUAUUAGCCCCCAAUAUGCUUGAGCCGUUUAGCUCAAGCAUAAAUCCUCUACCAUCAUCGGUUUCGCUUCGAUACACAAAGCUAUUCACGUGUCUUAGCUGGUUUCUCGUUCUUGUCCUCUUCACAUUCCAAGCCGAAGCCCAGGUACAUGGGGUUGACAUUGGAAGGUUGGGACAUGAGACAUCAGGACAGCACGACGACUCCUCCAAAACAGCCCAGGACCACGAGCGAAAGGUUGCAGACGCAAUAGCUCAGGAACUUUUCUUUCAUCCCACGGAAAUGAACUUCUAUGAAUCCAGAUGGGUCGACUUUCUCGAGGAGUGGUCGCAACAAUCAUUUGAUCGGUACCUCGAGACUCUGAAGACACGUCCGGGUAUGUCUCAGAUUCAGUUCUUUGCAUUGGACUUGCUGAAUUGGGACAACAUGACUUGCAGCCUCUCAACCCCGGGGUACUGCACCAAUAUGCCAUCGAACGCCUACAUUCGAGCAUACUGGCCAGACCAACGUCAUACCGCUCGUCGAAUCAUCUAUACUCUCGAGGCAAUACGCAAGGCUUAUGCAGAAACGGACCAAUUCAUCAAGGCGAUCGAAGUUGCAAAGCGAAAACUCCAAGCGGUUUGCGGUGAAAUUGGCGAAAUCUUCUUCCACUCUCCAACGAGUGAGAAGGGGCAACUUUGUAGCAACGACAUCUUGAACAUUGUUCUAAGUAUCUUGGGUACGAUCAUCACCGUCGUCACCCUGGGGGACGGUUUCGUAGCAAUGGCCCCUGUCUUCGAAGCAAUCUCUGUUGUCUCUGCGGCCGAGAUGGGGACGCUCGCCACUAUGCAAGCAUACGGCUCAGCUGCCAUACACACUAUCAAGGCCUCCUUGAUUGGUACCUUUCAGAGCGUUGGAACGAAGAUCGCCAUGGGAGUCGAAAAGCUCGCUGAAGGGGGAAGCCUCUUGGGCAUCAAAACGGCGGAGUGGGCUGCUGGAAGGAUUUCCAGCAAAAUGAUUAACUUGGUCACGAAACCGGUCAGUAAACUGGUGGGCAAAAUGGGAAUGGUAAAAAGUCGCAUCCCAUUUCUUCAGUCCAAAGGUUUCCGCCCCCCCAAGAUUCACAAGGGACCUCCCAAUUCGUUGGCUAAUUCGGCAUCUUCCUCUGGCGAGAAUCUCCCCCUGUUGUCCCCUCUCGAUUCUGCGUCCUCUUCCGGAGAUGGGGUCUGGAGGCCCUCUCUUUCUACCAUUUGGGAAAGGUCUUUGCCCGCCAAAGGAAGCAAAAGCUCUCUUGUAACUGGUGUCUUUGGAAUCCAUGAGGCAUUCACAAUUGCCGACCAGACAGAUGCAGUAUCUGAUGAACACAGCCUCUACGCUCGUACCAACAUCAGCCACACCCCUUGGUUCGUUGAAGUCUACAAUCCCGCCAUGGACCUGCAGGCGUCUCUUAAUGACACCCGACAGCAUGUUGUAGAUCGCACCUCGGUACUGUUUAGGAUCGAUGGAGAGAAACGCACAACGGCUUUCGAGAGAGGUCAACCGGCAACAAACCGUUCUGUGCCAUUCGUGCUAGGCGCGGAGGAACGGCGUGAGCAGACCUCUCACGCCAGCGAUGCACAGGACUUUUGGGAGCUCGGUGGCAAGCUAAUUCCACACUUCCGUCAUCAAGAUGGAAAGCCCCUCCGGAUUGAGGCACUGGUAAAGCUUCUCGAAAGCCACGAAAAUGGUAUCGUCCAUCGUUGGCAGAAUUUACGCAAGCCUGAGAAUCAGUUCCCUACGGCAGAUAUCAAGCCGCAGAAUCUUUCUGGCGUAAUGAACAUAGACUACGUGCUUUCUACGGCACUGGACCAUCUUUCAUGGCGCGACAUCCUUGGUGGUGUCAAAUUCGAUGGGAUCAACAAGCGCGGCCUCGAUGGUACCUCCGACAGCCAUAAGUUCCAAUGGAAGGUGGGCACCCCACAGGCCUCGAUCGAGGAAUCCUCGACGGGCUAUCACAAAAGGGACACCCAGAAACGUGGUGCAGAUCUAGAGUUGAAGUCUAAUAUUGCUGCUACCCAUGAUCUGCUUGGAUUUGUCGACACUCUGCAAGCGUUUGGUCUCUCGGAACCAGUCAAAACGAUGAAGCGAUCUCUCAACGAUGCCUGGUCAUACAGCGAGUUUCCCACCAGUAACAUGUUCUCAUGGGAAGCGAAUGAACCCUACUUUACAAGUGAGAUAAAGCAAAGGAAAUGUGGGCCCGGAACGUACGGAAAGAGCACAGAGGGUGGGGGUCAGUGCUACCUUUACAUCCAAAAUGCUGUCGAUCAUGUCAAAGACAAGCUGGUGAAGACUAUGGUGAGGCUUAAUACUCCUCCCGACCUUAAUGCCGAAACCUGGGAGCCGCCUCUGGUUACUCACCUGAAGCUCCGGUAUUCCACCUACGCCAAUUUCAUCGCCCUUCGCAAGCUAGAGAUCUUCCUAGAGGCCUCGGAAGCCGUUUCUGAUCAGGUUUUGAACAAAAUGAAAAACAAUCUCAUCUCCAAAAUCUACACAGAUCAGCAAUGCUAUGUCAAGUGCACAUCUGCCGACGCAGUCGGCAGGGAGGCCAAAGAAAGCCGCCCUGGUGAUGUUCAUUACUAUGGAGAUACCGCAUGCCUCUCGGGUUGUUACGAGCCUGUCCAUCAGCAGCACGAGGAGCUAUACGGCCUCAACUACGGGGGCGUAAGGAAUAUCCGGGCAAGCUUAGAUCCCUAUAAUAUCAGUGAGGUGGCGCUGGUUAAUGCUUCCUACGACACUUACAACAAGGGCUUGGUGGACGGCUUCCUGAGCGGAGAGUUCAACCUCGAUCCGUACCAACAAGAUCUCAAGGACACCACGCCCAUGCUGCCGGUUUGCAAGAGCGACUACCUCCGACUCAGUAGAUCCCAUUCCGCGUCGUCAGGGACAUGGCCAUGCACCUGCGGUGACAAAUACGGAAGCCAGUCGGAAUUGUUCUGGGCUUCGUCUGUGUGGCUGGCUAGGCAUUGGGAGUACGAAGACGACGUUAUCGAGGAUUGUCGCGAGGGACCGCUCUCCGUGCUCAAGAAGACAAACCCCGCUGCCUAUCUCAUCAACAUGUGUAACGUCUUCUACAAGGGUGUCAUGAAACCUGGAGCAGGUUCGCAUCAGGAGAGUAAAGACAAAGGCGACUAUUAUCACAACUACGAGGCGUGCAGGGUCUAUUGGAAGUACUACGAGGAGCAUAAGGACACCGCCAACGACGCAGAGCUUGACGUCGGCAUGUGUAAGCUCUGGAGUCGAUUCUCCAAGAACUGGGACAAAGGUGGCGACGGGCGGGACGACUUCAGCUACGUCAACGACGAUCUUGAAGAUAAUGGGUGCAAGCCGUACAAGAAGUUUUGGAGGAAAAAAUGUCAUCGGAGGAUGGAUGCACAGUGCGACAUGCCCUGGGUCGACCUCGACAAUCCCGACUUCUGGUACUAGUUCACGUCAUGGCCUACCCAUGGAAUUGGGAAGGAAGUACUUUGGAUAAAAUGAUUCCUCUUGUUUCUCUUGUGAUAGAUUCAAAGGUACUGGACGAAACGCUGGUCAGAUUUCUCUUUGUUCCUGGUUAACAAUAUUUCAUUAAUGGUUUGUAUGAGAUACCCAUCUUUAACUCCAAGGGGAGAUGUUCUUCAAUACUUAAACAGGUCAUGAAAAUAGAACUUCAAAAUUGAUAUUUUCCUCCCUUUUCUUCGUGUGGUCAAGCGACUCCUUCUUCUUCUACGUGCUAGAAGGCAGAGAGGAGGGUGAGUAGCAUCCUAGAGCCAGAUCUUCGGAGCUUUGGGGUUUCUCAUCAACUGCUGUCCGACAGUGAAUGAAGAGGGAAUUCAAUAAAAGUCAAGGAUCACAAGAAGGAGUGUAGACCAAUCAAGUAAAUACAAGUUUCGGAUUAUG
This is a messenger RNA of Aaosphaeria arxii CBS 175.79, 4003 nucleotides long. RefSeq lists its product as uncharacterized. The record is from RefSeq and is a predicted model, not a curated record. The transcript is spliced from 2 exons. Lineage: Eukaryota; Fungi; Ascomycota; Dothideomycetes; Pleosporales. Bases 101 to 3550 code for a protein of 1149 amino acids.